AUGAAUAAAACAUUAAAUAUAUUAUUCAAUAAUAAAAAUUUUAAAGUUGUAAAUCCUGCUAAUAUAAAAUUUAUAAAUAAUAAUAAUUAUUAUACAUCACCAAUCAAUAAAUAUAUAAAUAAUAAUAAUUUCAUUUUUAAUAAAUCACCAGAAUCCUCAAUCAACAAAUUUUAUAGUACAACAAGUACACAAAACGGUUGUGGUAAUAAUAGUAAUUGUAGUUCAACUUGUGGUAGUAACAACAAUAAUAAUAAUAAUAAUAAUAAUAGUAGUGGUAGUAACCAUGGUAGUGAACUUUUAAAAAAAAUAAAAGCAAGUCCAUGUUGGUCAUGUAAUGAACAUAUUGAAAAGAAAAAGAUAUUUUGCCCAAUGUGUAAUAAAGUUCAACAAAUGGAUGAUAGUAUUGAUAUAUUUUAUCUAUUUGAUAUGUAUGUAUUUAUUCUAUUACACUUUCUAAAUCUUUUUCUUUUUUUUUUUUGUAAACCAUCAUUUCGUGUAGAUUUAAAAGAUUUAUCACAUAGAUUUAAAAAGUUACAAAAACAAUUACAUCCAGAUUUAUUUGAACAAAGUGAUAGUCAAAAAGAGAAGAAUAUAUCAAAAGAGAUUACAACAUCUUUAAAUACAGCACAUAACAUAUUGAAAUCACCAUUUUUAAGAGCAGAAUACAUUUUAAAUCAAAAGGGAUUAGAUUUAUCAUCAGUAGGUGAUGUUGACCCAGAAGUUUUAAUGGAGGUUUUAGAGGUUAGAGAAGCAAUUGAUGAAGGUACCGAAGAGGAUAUUACAAAGAUUGCACAUGAAAAUCGUCAAAAGAUUAAUGAUGUAGUUGAAAAAUUAGAAAACGAAUUUCAAAAUAAAAAUUAUCAAGAAGCUUUAAAACAAACUGUUUAUUUACGUUAUUUAACAAGAAUUCAAGAAGAAGUUCAUAAUAGAUUAGAUACUCAUAUUUAA
Messenger RNA from Dictyostelium discoideum AX4, 948 nucleotides. RefSeq lists its product as hypothetical. Bases 1 to 948 code for a protein of 315 amino acids. The transcript has 2 exons. Gene Ontology annotation, molecular function: protein-folding chaperone binding; ATPase activator activity. The record is from RefSeq and is a predicted model, not a curated record. Lineage: Eukaryota; Evosea; Eumycetozoa; Dictyosteliales; Dictyosteliaceae. Gene Ontology annotation, biological process: [2Fe-2S] cluster assembly; protein complex oligomerization.